AUGUUGGGACCGCCUCGACGCGUGGAUUACGCAGGGAUUGUCUGCGUUGUUAUGUUGUUGGCGAAGGUCUCCGUCUGUGAUACCGAGACUCAGACAGAAGUCCUGGACAAGAGGAGACUUGAGGAGUACUACAAAAAGGGUCAUUUCAUGCUGGAGAGUAGUGACCAGCAGAAGUGCAUCAGUGUGGGAGAGAGGAUCCUGAGGCUGGAUGACUGUGAGCGCCCCACCCGCCGCAUGCUGUGGAAAUGGGUCUCCAGACAGCAACUCUUUAACCUUGGCACUGGUCGAUGCCUGGGACUUAAAGUGAAUGCAUCUUACCCUCUGGUCAUGUUUGAGUGUGACACUUCAUACUCCCUGAUGUGGUGGCGCUGUCAGGACAAUGGUAUGCUUGGGCCGUUCACCUGGAGGCUGACAGUCACUGGAGAUGUAGUGACAGCUAAGAUCAGCUCCUACUACAACUGGAAGAGGUUUGGAAGUCAUAAUGAGGGGCCAUGCUCAUUCCCUUAUGAAGAAAUCUACACUCUUCUUGGUAACGCCCACGGAAGGCCCUGCACCUUUCCCUUUAAGUACAACAGUAAAUGGUACACAGAGUGUGCGACAGAGGGGCGCCAGGACCACCUGCCCUGGUGCGCCACCUCCACUCACUACGACCAGGACGAGCGCUGGGGCUUCUGUCCUGUCGACGAUUCGGCAUGUGACACAUUUUGGGAGUCAAACGCGGAGCUGCAGGCAUGUUACCAGUUCAACCUUCACACCAUCAUGACAUGGAGCCAGGCCCACACCUCGUGCCAGGCCCAAGGAGGCCACCUGCUCAGCAUCACCAGCCGCUCCGAGGUCAGAUACAUCAGAGAUCGUUUGGCCAGUGUUGGGGUGAGAGUGUGGAUCGGACUGAACCACAUCAAAGACAGUCAGGGAUGGCACUGGACGGAUGGGUCGCCUCACACCUUUGUCAACUACACAUCAGCGUUACCUGCAAAUCCAAUGCAAGUCAUGGGUCAGUGUGGUGUAUAUAACCCGGGCAGCGCAGACCAGUGGGAAGGGCUGGAAUGUGGGUCCGCUCUGCCGUACAUCUGCAAGAAAACUCCCAAUAACACCCAAACUGCAGAGCCACUGGAGAACUGGCAGUACAUUCCAACUGACUGUGACGAUGGCUGGUUGGCUCAUAACGGUUACUGCUACAGAGUGAUGGCUGAAGCAGAAAACUGGGACCAGUCUAAACACACCUGUGUGGAGCAUGCAGCCAACCUCACCAGCCUUCACUCCCUGUCAGAAGUGGAGUUCCUUGUUAAAGCCCUGCAAAACUUGACUGGAUCCAGUAGUGAGGUGUGGAUCGGUCUUUGGAAACAGGAUUCGUCUCCAGCCAUUGAGUGGAUAGAUGAUUCACCAGUGACAUUGGCACCAUGGCAUCAAAACCAGCCCCCACACAUAGUUGGGACUCUCUGUGGCACAGCAAAUGUGAAGGAGGGUAGCUGGUUUUUGAGAGCUUGUGAUUUGCAACGUCCUGCUGUUUGUCGCAAAAAAGGUGGUACGCCUGUCACUCCCUCAGAUUCAUGGGACGAAGGUUGUCCUGAGGACUGGAAAAGACAUGGCCACCAUUGCUACACAGUGACAAACUAUGAGCACAACUUUGAUGAUGCUGUUAGUGACUAUUACUGCAAAGGCUCUCUGCUCACCGUGGAAAACAAGUUUGAGCAGGCGUUUGUCAACAGUUUGCUCAGAGAGAAGGGAGCCAACAGCAGCUUGUUUUACUGGAUUGGCCUCAAAGAUCAUGAGGACAAGAGAGGAUACAGGUGGAUCGCCCAUAAUAACACAGAAGUUCCUCUCACCUUCACCAACUGGAACAAGCACCAGCCUGUAAGUGUUGGUGGAUGUGUUGCCAUGUCUGGGGGUCCUGCUCUGGGACAUUGGGAGGUCAAGCACUGUCAGUCUUUCAAAGCUUUGUCCGUGUGUAAGCGAAGCAUUGAGAACUACCAGGACACUCCCCUCCCUGAGGAGCACAAGGUCGCCUACGCCCCCUGUCCGCCUGGCUGGGACUCACAACCAGGGAUGCUGCACUGUUUUAAAGUCUUUCAUGAUGAAAAGGUCCUCAUGAAGCGUUCCUGGAUGGAGGCAGAUUUCUUUUGUCAGGCUCUUGGAGCAAAACUGGCCAGUUUCCAAUUCUACGAGGAGCAGCUGUUUGUCAAGCGCCUCCUCAGAACCAUGUUUGAAGAAACAGAAGGGCGCUGGUUUUGGAUGGGAUUGAACAAGAGGGAUCCGGAAAAUCCCUCUUCAUGGCAAUGGUCAGAUGAAAGUCCUGUUGUGACAUCGUUUAUAGAAGACAAGAACAGUGAAUCUAUCGGCGACUGCGCUGUGUUUAGUCACGCGACCAACAGCUUUGCACCGAAGCCAUGUGACAGAAAAUAUGAAUGGAUUUGUAAGAUGCACAAAGGUGAUCAGCUUCUAAAGCCAUAUUGGUACUCAGAGCAAAGUGAGCCCUGGGUGUUUUACCGCGGAGCAGAGUAUCUUGUGGCCAAGCAGCCGUUCAUGUGGGAUGCCGUGUCUCUGGCCUGUCAGAUGAUGGGGUCCUACCUUCUGUCCGUUCACUCCAGAGAAGAGCUGCACUUCAUCAAAGAGCGGCUGCGACGGUAUUCUCUGGGUCCGACUGAGUGGUGGAUUGGUCUUUCUAUUGGUCUGCCAGGAACAGAUGCCAGUGAAAGAUGGUCUGAUGGGACUGAAAUAGAAUUUCAGAACUGGUCAGAAGGUAUUCUACAUGCUGGCACAAAGAUGACUGGGAUGUGUGUCACCAUGUCCUCUUCUACAGGAAAAUGGUCCGUCGGACAGUGCAAUGAUCUCCAUGGUUACGUGUGCAAAAGGAGGAUUGUGUCUGUCCUGGAAACCCCCAGAGAGCCGCACUACAUUGGGGCUUGUCCGGAGAAAUGGCUGUAUUUUGGACACAAGUGCCUCCUGCUUCACCUCCCGGAGGUCCCUGAGGAUGGAAAGACUUGGACCGACGCCGAGUCCAUCUGUUCAUCCUUUGGGGGGACCCUGGUGGCGAUAGAGAAUGAAAUUGAACAAGCUUUCAUCACGAUGCUCCUGCAGGGAAGCUCAGUGGGAGUGUGGAUCGGCCUGCAGAACGACGACACUUCGGCCUGGACCAGCGGGAAAGCUGUCACCUACACAAACUGGUCCCCCGUUGAACCCAAGAGCCAUCUGACCAUAAAUGAGUAUGAGUGGCUUCAUGGAUUUGAACCUGAACUUGAACCGCAGUGUGUUGUCAUGUCCAAUAACCACAAUUUUCACCUGACGGGAAAAUGGUACGAUGAGAAGUGCAGCACGUCAGGCUAUGGAUUUGUCUGUCAGAAGCCUCAAGAUUCUUCUAAACCUCCCACUCAUUCAUACCGGCCACCGUCUGUGCGCGAGAAGAUUGAGUACCGUGAUCACAACUACCGUGUGGUGUCUGGGAACAUGAGCUGGUACGAGGCCAUGCAGUUGUGCUCAGACCGGCGCUCUGAGCUGGUGAGCAUCACGGACCCGUACCACCAGGCCUUCCUCACUGUGCUGGUCAACAGACUGGCCGCUCCGCACUGGAUUGGACUCUACAGCCGAGAUAGUGGCAUCAACUAUCAGUGGUCCGAUGGCAGUGACAUGGUCUACACUCACUGGGACAGCACUGAUGAAGAGGACGACUUUCUGACCGGAGACUGUGUUUACAUGGAUGUGAAUGGAGGCUGGAGGAGGGCCGACUGUGAAGCCACACUACCCGGGGCCCUGUGCCAUGUCCCAGAGCUGAUAACCAAGGCUAUGAGCACUAGUGAAGUGACGUGUCCCUCGACAUGGGUGAAAUUUAGAGGCGUCUGCUACAACUUUGAGCCCGUGGUUCAACGGCUGGCGCUGGAAGAAGCGCGGGAGCAAUGCAGGAAAAAAUUGAACUCCUCAGAUGUUCUGACCAUUGAAACUGAGACUGAAAACUUGUUUAUCUUGGAGCAGCUCUGGUCGCUUGGCUUUGUUCAUCAGGCCGUGUGGUUGGGCAUGUUCUUCAAUACUGACACUGAAAGUCUGUCCUGGGUGGAUGGUUCUGCAGUGGACUACACAAACUGGCCCAGUGUAACUCCAGACCGCAGUCAACUGUCCACAGACACAUGUGUCUCCACUAAAGCAGCUGACGGGGUCUGGUACCUCACGCAGUGCCUCCAGAAACUGGGCUUUAUUUGUAAAACAACCACAUAUAAAGACAUUGAAGUGGAAGCUGAACCAAUAAAUGGUUUACAUCACGGCGUUAUAGCUGCUGCAGUCCUGGUGGCUGUCAUUGCCUUCGCUCUGCUGGCUGGAGAUGUGCCUAUUUUGUCGGUGUAUUUUGUUCCCUUCAAAUCCGUAUUUCUCUUUGCCAACCUGGCGUCCUACACACCCCGGGGGAGGAGGGCUGACAGCUGUACGGAGGGAACAGCAGUAUUUGGCUUUAGCUGCUGCUGUUAUCUGAUCACUUUCGCUUUGGAGUUCACUUAUCGAUCGCCCUAUAUUUACCACGCUCCACACCCCCAGUCCGUGGACGUAUAUGAAUCCAGCUCGAAGUGGAAGUGGGCUUGGAGGCAGCGGAAAAUGUCCAAAUCCACACAUUUCUGUCUUUGUUUGUUGAUUGUGUGGGGGGUAACUGUGUUUUGGGGGCUUGGCGCAAAUGCACUUUCAACUUUCGAUGAUGAUGCCUUUGUCAUCCAGCAGCCCGGUUCAGACCAGUGCAUCAAGGCAGAAGCAUCAGGGGAGAUAACCCUCACCCACUGUGACAACUCUGGGACGUCCCAACUGUGGAAAUGGGGGUCCGGGGAGCGCCUCUUUCAUGUGGACACAACAAAAUGCUUAGCCGUAAACUUCCUCUCCAAGAAGCUGUCCCUGAUCGACUGUAACUCCGGGCCCGUCCUUUGGUGGAGAUGCAGGGACAAUUUGGUGUACACGAUUUAUCUCAUGGGACUUUCGGCAACAACGGAUGGAAAAAUUAUUGCCAAAAAGGAGUUUAAUGACACCUGGGUUCUCAAGGGGUCCCAGGACAACAUCUGUCAAAAGCCCUACCACAUUGUCCACACGACCAAAGGGAACGCGGCCGGUGCUCCCUGUGAGUUUCCCUUCAAAUACAGAAACAAGUGGUACCAUGAGUGCCUCCCCGAGCUGUCCAACCCCGGGGAGUUCUGGUGCGCCACAACCCCAGACUACAACCGCGACUGGAAGAGUGGGACCUGCCUGAUUCCUGAGGACGGUUGCCAGAUGUUGUUUGAGGGUCCGGAAGAGAACUCCUGCUAUGAGUUUGUCCCGUCGGCUGCUGUGACCUGGCAAAAAGCUCUGGACUCCUGUCGCAGUCAGGGAGGAGACCUGCUCAGCAUCACGGGCCCCGAGGAUCUGCACUCCAAAACCUUGUUGGAGGGCUUUGGCAGGAUGCCUGAGCGCAUGUGGAUCGGCCUCCAUCAGUUGGACUCGUCUCAGGGCUGGCAGUGGUCAGACGGCGCCCCUCUGUCCCUUCUCCGCUGGGAAGCAGGGAUGCCGUCCGCCUUCACAAUCCUGGAUUCAGAUUGCGGCGUCCUGAACACCAAUCAGAGCUACGAAGUCGACUCAUGUGACAUUAAGCUGCCUUAUAUCUGCAAGAAACCUUUUGAUGCCUCUAAAACUGCUCAACAGGAACCGCUGUUCUAUAAUGAAACAUUGUGCCCAGACGGAUGGGUCUCGUGGAGCGGCUGGUGUUACAAACUGGUGAAGGACAAACCACUAAACUUCACUGAGGCCUUGAUGCAUUGUAAUAACUCAGAAGAAGGAAGCUCUCUGGCCAGUUUUCACUCCAUUGACAGCAAAGAGAUGAUCAGCACUGGGUUUCAUAGUGAUCAACAGCUCAUGGACGUGAGGAUCGGUCUUAUUAGCAGUGGCACGCACCCUGCUGUUUUCAAGUGGAUAAACCAGGAGCCAAUCACCUUCACCUAUUGGGAGACAAACCAGCCCACCCAGCCCACCGAGGACCCCAGCUGUGUCUACUAUUCUGGAGAAUCUCAUAAAUGGAGAGUUGGUAGCUGCGCGGAGAGGUUACCGUUUAUGUGUCAGAAGAAAGGAGAGGUCCAAGACUUUGAAGAUUCAUCCUUGUGCCCAUUCAAAGACGGUUGGAGGAGACAUGGUAAUUCUUGUUAUCGGCUAAACACCAAACAAGUGCCCUUUGAAGACCACUGCAACUUCACCAUAAGAAACAGUUUUGAACAGGCUUUCAUCAACCGCCUAUUGGCCGAGCAGAUCACCCCAAAGAAUGAGUUUUUCUGGCUUGCUCUUAAAGACACAAACGGCAGUGGGGAGUAUCAGUGGAUGACCCCAGACAGCCCCGACGUCACAUACACCUACUGGGGCAAGACUGAGCCAGGUCGAGCUGAGGGCUGCGUGGUGAUCUCAACAGCGAAACCAAUUGGUGCAUGGAGAGUGGAGAAUUGUGACUAUUUCAAAGCGGGAACCAUCUGCAGAAGAGACUUGAGUCCUGCUCCGGACACUAAGCUGCCAGACAUCAGCACGCCUUGUCCCAGCGGCUGGACGUCAAGAGACAACAUCAAAAACUGUUACAAGGUGUUUCAUGCGGAGAGAUUGAGCCAGAAGCGUUCUUGGGCUGAAGCAGAGAACUUCUGUCAGGCUCUGGGUGCGAAUCUGGCCAGCUUCUCCCAUAUGUCCGAGAUGAGAGCCUUGCAUAGCAUCAUGAGGGAAACUAUCAGUGACAACAGAUUCUUUUGGGUAGGGUUGAGCAGGAGGAACCCCACCAGCCGCUCGUGGCAGUGGAGCAAUGGAAGCCCAGUGUCUCUGAACGUUUUGCAUGGAGAAUUCUAUAUGGAGGACCCCUACGGUCGUGACUGCACUGCGUUUAAGACAAUGAAAAGCAACUUGAAACACUUGUUUGAGUUUUUACUUCACGACCUCAACCCAAUACCUUUCCAUGUAACACCAUUUCACUGUGAUGCCAAGUUGGAGUGGGUCUGCCAGAUCCCUCGAGGAAAGACUCCAAAGAAUCCGAAGUGGUACAAUGCAGAGGGCCACCACGAGACUUCCAUCUUCAUCGAUAAAGACGAGUUCUGGUUUGUCAACGAGCCGCGUUUGACUUUUGAGGAGGCAAAACUUUACUGUGGAGAAAAGGGCAGCACACUGGCCGAACCCCCGAGUUUCACCGCGGCUAGACAAAUUCAACAAAAACUUGCUGAUGUCAUACAAAGUCCAUGGCAAAAGUGGUGGCUCGACAUGAAAGAUCCACAUCAACUUUACCCAAUGACAUACUCCCGGCUGUUGGUCUAUCACUCUCGUUUCCUGGGCAGGUGUUCAACCAUAAGGGCUCGGAGUGUAUUUCCAGAAUAUGACAUGUCCUGCAGAACGCGGCUGCCUUUUGUUUGCCAGAGAGUGAAUGCUACGUCAGUGGAAAUGAACCCGUACAAGGUGCAGCCUUCAGGAGAAUCGUGCGGCCAGUCUCUGUCUUUCAGGAACAAGUGUUAUAUUGAGAUGAAGAACCCCAAACCCAUAACGUUUAAAGCUGCAGUCGACAAAUGUGAAUCUGUGAGAGGGACUCUGCUGACUAUAACUGAUCAGGUGGAACAAGACUUUGUCACCAGCAUCUUGGCCACAAGGACAGACCUGAACUUCACUUGGAUCGGACUGAAGCUUCGGCCAAAUCAGCAGAAGUGGGUGGAUGAUUCGUCAGUGUCAUUUGUCAACUUCAACACUCUGCUGCACGGUAUGGUCAAGCCCAUCCCAAUCAACCAAUUUGACGUGGAGAGCAUGGACCUGUGUUCCUACAUGUACAACAACCCUCACUCUGACCUGAUGGGCUCCUGGGACUUCACUUCCUGUGGAGACUAUCAACCACUGGCCUAUUGUCAACACUAUGCAAAUCAAAUGGAAGAGCCUCAGGUGCCGUCUAAAGCCUUCAACAUUUCAAACCACACAGUUCUUCUCUUGCAUAAGAAUCUGACCUGGUUCGAAGCUCUGGAAAAGUGUCUUGAGAACCACAUGGAGCUAGCCAGUAUUUCUGACACCACACUUCAGGCCAGCCUCGUGGUGCACGUGAGCCACGCCCAGACGCCCAUGUGGAUCGGCCUGUUCAGUGAAGACGAGGGUGUCCACUACCGCUGGACAGACCACAGUCACACCUCGUUCAGCCGCUGGGAUCCUGAAGCUGCUGGAGGCUCCUGUGUGUACCUCGACACAGAUGGAUUCUGGAAAGCCAUGGAGUGUGAUGAAAAGCUGGGAGGAGCAGUGUGUCACAAGCCGCAUGAAGACACCAUCUCCACACCAGAUGAUGUUGCAGUGAAGUGUCCUCAUAAAAUCAAUGGUGCCAACUGGAUCCCUUUCAAAAACAACUGCUACUCCCUGCAGCUGGUGCCCACCAGAUGGGACCAGUUUGACAAAGGACAGGCCCGAGAGACCUGCAAAAACCUGCAUGAAGACGCUCAUGUCCUGACCAUCAGAGACGCUGAGGAGAAUGAGUUCAUCCGGCAGCAGCUUGUGCCUUUCAAAAGCCUCGUCCAGUUCAUCUGGCUGGGCAUCUUUAAAGACAACAAUGAUAAUCAGCUGAAGUGGUUUGAUGGCACCAAUGUCCAAUUUAAUAACUGGAAAUACGGCAGAGUGGACGAGACACCUUAUAUGGCUGCUCUAAACACUUUGGGAUUUUGGUUCUUUAUCACCAACAAAAACUACUUGCAGGAAUUUAAACAAAAGACAAUUGUGGCCUGCAAACUAGAAAAAGAUGAGAAACAAAAGUACAACUCGUCCAUCGCAGACCUCCAGAGCUACGGCAAUCUGUCAUACCAGGUGCUGCCACAGAAACUCUCCUGGUUCCAGGCACUAGAGGAGUGUGGGCGCCGCGGGGGGCAUCUGGCCAGCGUCCAUGACCUCCAACACGACGCACACAUCAGCCUCAUCUCCAGAGUGGACGGCUUUCCUCUGUGGAUCGGACUGUCCAGCCAAGAGGCUGGUGGUUCUGACUUUGAGUGGUCCGAUGGCACAGCACUGGACUACACUCCCACCAUCACUGAGGCAGUUGAGUCCAGCUCCAGUCCUGAGGCGCGCUGCAUUUACAUCACUCCGGACGGAAACUGGGUGAAGAGCAGCUGCACAACAAAGACCGAGGGCGCCAUCUGUUACACCACUAAUGUCACCACAGCCUCGCAGAGAGCCAAACUGCAGGCAGCACCAGCCUCUAACAGGUGUCCUCAGACAGACGGGGGCUCGUCGUGGAUCUACCACGAAGCCCACUGCUACGCCUUCGACAUGAGCUUCUACAACUACAGUGUGUUCAGCAUGGAGCAGGCCAAGAGCAUCUGCAACAGUCUGGAUGCUGAGCUUUUGACCAUAAAGACCAAAGAGGAGAAUGAGUUUGUGUCUAACUACAUCACCGACAACCCUCUUGUGACCAGCAGAGCCUGGCUUGGCAUCAGCCUUGAUCCUGAGGGUAAGCCUUCAUCCUGGCAUGAUGGCUCCGCUCUGGAGUACUCAAACUGGAAUCCGACUGCACUGGGCUCAGCAGCAGAACCAAACCAGUGUGCGGUCCUGUCUGCGGCCGAUGGGGGGACCUGGAAGAUGGUCCAAUGUGACACAAAACACAGUCGAGUCGUGUGUCAAACUCAUGCAAGUAAAGGCGCUCCUGUGGCUUUGGUCUUCUUCAUCCUCGUCCUUGUGCUGCUCAUUCUUGCAGCUGGUUUUGUUAUUUACAAGAAAAAGCGUGCAUACUUCACCACCACUGUGCGAUACAAACGGACUUUCGACCAGACGGACUCCACCAGCAUCGUCACUGAACAGGAGUGA
Messenger RNA from Knipowitschia caucasica, 9774 nucleotides. Lineage: Eukaryota; Metazoa; Chordata; Actinopteri; Gobiiformes; Gobiidae. The record is from the annotation of a GenBank genome assembly.